Molecule: messenger RNA, 11428 nt
Organism: Chiloscyllium plagiosum (whitespotted bambooshark)
Lineage: Eukaryota; Metazoa; Chordata; Chondrichthyes; Orectolobiformes; Hemiscylliidae
Source: RefSeq, a predicted model, not a curated record
AAGUCCAGCACCGCCUUCAUCCCGGAAUCUCCACCCCCGUCGCUGAUUGGCCGUGCGGCCGGGGUCACGGUGACGUCCGAUUGGCCGGGGAGCACUGUCAAUCAGAGCGGAGGGACGGAACAAGCUGUUUCCUGACGCGAGCAUCAUGGUGGUUGUGAGAAUUUCGUCGGGAGGUGGGAAGCUGUGUCACUAGCGAAAGUGCAAAUUAAAAAAAAAUAACCUGCCACCGUCACGUUAGACAAAACAAGUGUAUGGAAUGUAGCUGGCCGCGAGAAUAAUGGUUUGGGGCUGGGAUCUGAGAGAAAAAUCGCUGCGGAGAGGCGUUCGAGGCCUGUGAGUAAGGAUGAGUAUCUGUGGCCCAACUCCAGCGACUGCUUGCUGCCGAAAAAUCCGAAAGAAAAGCGUCAGAAAGGGAGAGUGCGGCGACCGGCCUGUCGUUGUUGGUCGUGUUUAAAGGGAGGGCCGGCAGGUAGAGGGUGGGUGCAGGUUGGAAGGUUUAUCGUUAACAUCGUCUCGCAUUGACGGGGAAUCAGUCCUUUCGUAUAAAUGCUUCUGGUUGACGAUCGUCCGAGACCCUGACGACGAGGAGCAGUUAAUCCCAGCCGAGAAUGGCGAUACACGCUGGCAUUCUCUUACUGACAAUAUUGGCGUUGCCCAGCGUCCAAGGUGCUCCACUUCCGCAAACAGGUGCAGGGGAAGCAGCUGUUGAAGUCUCCUUGUCACUGCUUAUAGUGUCUGGUUGCAGUCUAGCUGUCCUCAUCAUCCUGCUUAUGAACUGUGCAUCCUGCUGUAAAGAGCAGGGAAUAAAUUUCAAGGAAUUUGAAGAUGAUAAUCCUGAUGAAGAAAAUGAUUUCAUACCACCAGCAGAAGACACCCCUUCGCCUCCAGCACCUGCUGAAGUUUACACGCUUACAGUUCCAAAUAUUAUACUUUCUACUCCAACACAAUUUCAGUCAUCUAAAACACAAGGAGUAUCCUCAGCAUCUCUUGCUCGUCAUCAUCUUAGCUACAUCCAGGAAAUUGGAAAUGGCUGGUUUGGUAAGGUUCUUCUUGGGGACAUCUACGAGGACUCCAGUUUAGUCAGGGUGAUUAUUAAAGAACUGAAAGCGAAUGCAAGCUCCGCAGAACAUCAUAGAUUCCUUAAGACCGGACAGGCUUACAGGGUUUUGCAGCACCCAAAUGUGCUUCACUGCUUAGGACAAUGUGUGGAUGCUGUCCCUUACCUGUUGGUGUUUGAAUUUUGUCAGCUGGGUGACAUAAAAGGGUAUCUACGUGGUCAACAGCAUGAACAGAGCCCCCAUGGUUUGGAGCUGCUACAGAGAAUGGCCUGUGAGAUUGCUGCUGGACUUGCUCAUCUGCACAAGCAUGGUUUUGUACACAGUGACCUAGCACUGCGGAAUUGUUUUCUCACAACAGACUUAACAGUAAAAAUCGGCGACUAUGGGAUAGGAUUCAGCCGGUACAGGGAGGAUUAUAUCGUAAGUAAUGAUGGUCAGUAUAUUCCUCUACGUUGGAUUUCACCUGAGCUUGUGGGUGACGUUUACGGGAGCAUGGUAGUAGCAGAACAGACAAGACACAGCAAUAUUUGGGAUGUGGGUGUUGCUGGAAGAAAUCUGAAAAAUAUGUCUUACAGGUAUGAAGUUAUGCAAUUCUGUUGGUUACCUCCAGAAAAGAGACCAACAGCGGAGGAAAUUCACAGGCUACUGACUUACCUCCGCAUGCAAAGUCAGAAGGAAUGUGAAGAUGACUUUGAAAUCAGAUGGAAUGCACUGAAGUCCAGCAAUAGCAACCGGCAAGCUAUUGCAAAUAAUUCAUCUUUUCCAAUUCUGGAGCAUUUUGUUGCUGAGCGACUGAACCAGGAAAUGGAUGAUAUCCUCACAGUUACAGAAACAAGUAAAGGACUAAACUUUGAAUAUGUGUGGGAAACCGCUAAACUAGACCAUUUUGAAGACCAUGUGCAGGGAACUGACGGACCGAAAGUAAAUUACCAGAGCAUCUUCUACCCCACAAGUGCUUUUGACAAAAGCAGUUUUUCAAUAGUUCACACUAAUUCAGAUGAUAAACUGACCAGAAAAGAGGCUGAUGGAGGUCUCCUUGCUACAUCGGGGAUUGUUCCUGUAUUCAAUGCCCAUUAUCCUUCAGUUGGAAGUGAAUACUAUAUACGGUUAGAGGAACAAAGUGAAACUAACUUAGUUGCUGUUGAGAAUUCAGAAAAUGCCAGCAAAGAAGCCCCUCAGGACUUCGAGUCUUUUGUUAUUCGCAGAGACUCAGGGGACGAGUUGAGUACUGACGUUGAUUUCUUCCCAGGUCACAAUCAAAACUUGCAAAAGUCUGAAGUAAUUGAGACUAUGCUUGGUUCCUACGCCUCUAGCUGUACUGAAAGCCCUCGCCACGAUAAUAUCUUUUAUGACCAUACGUUAGGUGAAAUGCCAUUUAAUAAAGGAUACAUAAACACUGAAGGGAUCAUAAUGCUCGAUCUCCCCAAAUUCAGUGAGACUAAAAGAAAAAGUACAUCUGGUUUAGUUUCAAGUAAAGAAACUCCUAUGGAGUCUUUAAUUCACCAAACUAUACCACUUACUGCAAACACGUCUAGUCCCAUUUUGAAAGACAAAACAGAUAUAGUUUACACAGAAAGCAUCAAUAAUCAUGACAGUUUGGGAUUACUCCAAUCUGAUCAGCUGUUUUCGAAUUAUCUUUUUCUGAAGGAAAAUAAACUUCUAAAUGACUCACCCACAAGUGAUGCCAGCAAUGCACUGAAGGUUGGCACUUUAUCAGACUUUAGUGUUGCCUCUGCAUCACACAUCGCUGCUGACAGUGAGAAAACUCUAGAAUUAACUAAUCAAAACAUGCAAUUAUCCAAUUCUCAACAGCAUGAAGCUGCAGGCAGUGUUGCUAAGCAAGUUAGUUCACAGAGUGGAUCGUUGCAGCCUCUGUUAGAAAAUAAACAGGACCUGUGCAUUUUUUUAGAUGAGGAUAAAGCCACUUGUGAAGAACAGCAAGUUUACCAGGAGUUAGAUGAAGGAUGUAUACUAUAUGAUAACUCAGGGUUAGGAUGUAACACUACUGAUGGCUGCAUCUCUAAUUGCAAUAUCACUUUUCCUCACGAACACUGCCAAGAGACUGCUCAGUGCAGUGGAAGUGCUGCUGCUACCAUGUGCAAUAAUGCCAAAAAGCCCCUUUUUGCAGAAGAUGUAACCCCUGACGUGGCAGAAGAAAGUACAGCUGUGGUGACUAUGCCAGAGUUGACGAAGCAUGUGGAAGUUUUAGAAGUUGACCCUGUUUCUCCAACUCACGGCUUACAUGUAGUCACAUCACAUGAAGACAUCUUAAAACGACCACUGCAAGACGUCAACAAAACACCAGCUGUACAUUCACUGCCUGAGCCCAUGUUGAAAACAUUAGAAACCAGUCCCCAAUCUGAACCUCUGGGUCUUUCUAAAAGUGUAGAAUUGGCUUCAGUGCAUUUUGUUCACUCUCCAACAGAGAUUCUAAAAACAAUAGGCACCAAUCCUCAGUCGGAAGUCUCCAGUGCAUCCAAGAAUAUUGAGGUGUCAGCUUCCAUUCCUUCAGGGCAUUCAUCAGUUGACACGUCAGCAAUACUGGAGACUGGUGAUGUGCCUGAACCUUUAUUCAGUCGUUUUGCAAAUGCUGAAUCUAAGAAUUCUGUGCCUUCCUCAGAUUUAUCAUAUCAAAUUAGUCCCGCAGAAGAAGAUAGUGCAUCUUUCUUGCAUAUCAAUUCAGAACAGUCUACAGAAACACCAGAUUCUUUGGAUUCACUGGAGAUGCACAGGGUGUUGGGGUCAUUAGAAACACAAAGUACAGUUUCUCAGAAAUUAAAACCACCACAAAAACAACCUGACAGUGGCUAUGAAACUGAAAAUCUGGAAUCACCCGAAUGGACGUCACAAUGCUACAAUGCAAGCAUGUCUCCCACCUCAGCUGCCCUGGAUGUUCCCACUGAUGAGUUUGCUAGCUCUUUACCCUCAAAUCCACUUAUCAUUGUAUCCAAGGAGGAUGUCUUCCCCACAACAGAGAUUAUUAAUGGGGACAGACCCAAAGAACCCUCAGAUGCAUUAACUAAUGGUCACCAAAAUUCCCAUAGAGACUCUGCUUAUUUUUCAGACAAUGAUUCUGAACCAGAUAAAAAAGUUGAAUAUGAGAAUGCUGAGAGGACUAAUGAAGAAACUCAUCUUGAAAGUGCUACUGAUUGUGAAGUUAAUCAGGCUAUUGCUGACCAUAGUGACAAAAUGUCAACAUCAUUUGAUUUCCAUGAUGCACUGUCAGUAUCAGAAGAAAACUUGAAUAACAAGAAUAAAGAGUCGCCAAUUUUUUGCUCAGAUCAUGGAGAAUUUCCAAAUUGUUUUAAAACAGGAACCUAUGGUGGAAUUAAUAGUGUGACCAAAGAUGAAAAUUCUGAUAAGUGUUUGGAUAAUUUGGGUGUAACAGUCUCUGAGUCAGUGACCAUGCCAGAGAUUUUGUUUAACGUCCCAGACAUCACUCCGUUUUCCGAAAAUAUGAAGGAAAACUUUGGAAUAAUUGUUGAGAAGGAUAUUAAAAAACCAUUGUCAAAGAGUAAUGAAGGAGCUAGACUAAAGGAACCCGAUGUUGAAGGACGCUACCUUGGCAGGCUUGAUGCAUCUGAAUUCUUUGACCUAUCUGAGGAACAAGAUGGCAUGGAGGCUGAUGAAGAAGAUGAAAACAGUGAUGAUUCAGACGAAGACUACAGAGGCUAUUCUAUUAAUAGCCCCAGUUCAGAGAGUGAAGAUGAUGCAGCACAUCCUGUACCAAUAGUUGUGACUGAGAAUGAUGACGGAAAAUCCCUCAAAAGUUUAUUGAAGGACUGUAGACCCAGACCUCCUGAUCUCCUAACCACAGAUGUGAGAAGGAAGCAAGUGAAGAAGAUUGUGUCAUUUUUUGAUGAUGUCACAGUCUUUCUGUUUGACCAGGAGACCCCUACCAAAGAACUGGGAGACCAUUCAGCAGCAGAAAGCAGUCAGGUUUCUGAUGGUGGCAGCCCCAUCACAUUAACUGGCUCCCAUUUCUCAAGCAGGUUCUCAAACUCUGAGAGCUCCACUGAUGAGGAAGGCGGUGGUUUUGAAUGGGAAGAUGAUUUUUCCAUGUCUUCUUCUGAGUCAUCAUUUAUCACUCAAACAUCAAAUCACCUUGCUUCAUUAAAACCGUCUCCUUCUCCCUCCUCGAGAUACUUUUCCCCUCCACCAUCCUCCCGGGUCUUGGAGCAAAAGUGGACAGAUAUGUCAUCAUCAUAUUCUCGUUUUUCUAUCUCGCCGUCCAAUAUUGCCAGCUUCUCUCUCACUCACCUCACUGAUUCAGAUAUCGAACAAGGAGGAAGCAGUGAAGAUGGUGAGAAGGAUUGAAGCAAAAUGUGGAAAGAAGGGUGCAAUGAUUUUCGAAUUUUUAAAAAUAAUUUGACACUUGACAGAUCAAAUCAUUUCAGAUUUACUUAAGAUGGAUGAAUAAGCAAAUCCACUUCUAAGAAAAUGAAAGAGUUGAUUCACAAUAAUGUAUAAAAUGUUUCAGUUUUUGUGUUCGGUAAAUUUAAGGAUAUUGUCCUUGUUGGUUGCGGUUAAUAUCACAUCAAGAUGGACGUAAGAGAAGUCUGGGGGAUGGAAAACCUUGAGGCUGUCAAUGACACUACACUAGGCAAUCUCCCAUCGAAUGUCUUACUGCUUUACGUGCAAUUUCAGUUUGGCAAAACAUAGGAUUGUUAAUUGUUCAAUAAGAGUUUUGUUCCCUAUAAAAUAUUGCAAUGAAGAGUUGAAAAGUUAUCUAGUUAACUAGUACAUGCUUGCUUUUUCCAGGGAUAAGAGAGAAUACGCAAUAUGCUAGGUCUUAUUCUUUGCCUCCUGAAGUUGUAUUGGAGUUUCAAAGGAGGUUUUGUUCCAAAAUCUGCAUUAUGCUAUUGAUGUAAAAUGUGUCCAGUGAUUUUAUAGUUCUAUAGUUUUGUAGAUAAGCUCGUAAUCAUCUCCAUUGCAGAUAUUGCUGUCCAGUAUGGCAGUCUUGGAUUCUAGUAGGAACAUAGAUGAGAUGCCCGGAACAUUGUUUUACAAUUGUUAUUUUCAGAGGCAGACUUUUAGCUGCAUGCCUUUUGAUAACUGUACUUGUUCAUUUAAGACUGAUCACAAUAUAUGUACAGCAAUAAUGAAAGGGUUGUAACCAGUCUGUCAACAGCUGUAUGAAUUCCAUAGCACUGCUGAAUUUAUCUUGUAUUUUAAACACUACAAAUGACACAAUUGGAUUUGAAACACCCACAUAUGAGUGCACUAACUGUUUUUGUAUGAGUACCUUCAAAAGUUGAGAAAUGCGAAUAAUUUCAGGAAUGUAUCUUUAUAUUAUAGUAACUGAUUAUAUGUCAUAUAUAUAAUUUAUGACCUUCAGUUCUAAAAUUCUGAUUACUCCUACUUUAGAGGGACACAUGUUCAGAGGUGUGUUUCUCACAAGUUUAUUUUUUGUAAGUCAUUAAUACCUCGUAUUGCAGCCAGGAAGACCAGCUAUGGCCCAUCUUUCUUCUCCUGUGGCUUCCAACAAAUGACAGUGUUGCACGUGUCUACACUUUCAACCACAUUCCACCAGUUAUGAUGUUGGUGUUCAUAUACUUAAAAAGGUGUUGAGCUAUGGUCAAGAGUGGUGUAACUUGUACAUAUUUCAAUGUUGUGCUGAGUUUGGUGUAUAGAUGGCAAAAUAGUUGCACAAGUGUGGCACAAGGUAAUGUACUGGGGUGGGUAAAACAGUAGUGCGUCAGUUAUAGUAUUGACUUUGCUAGAGUGAACAUUAGAAAAGAAUGGAAAAGGUCUGUCUAUUCAGGUACAGCAUUAAAUGCCCAUUCAAUUAGAGGAGUCCCAGCUAUAACUCAAACAGAAAAUGAUUAAAUCUGCUCCCCACAGUAAUCAAAAUCAAGCAGAACUGGUAUAGAUUUAUUUUUAGCCAGAUAGUAUUGGGAAAUAUCAGCAAAGUUUUCUGUUAGUUGUUGAAGUGGUCCUUUUUCACUGAGUGGCAGUUUAACAGUCACAAGGAAUAGUCAGUGCUCGGAAUGAAUAACCAUGUUUGAGAUGUGAAUGUACAAAUUAUUUGCUAUUUCUCCUCCAAAUGUAUUUCCAUGUAUUUUUAAUCAUGGAAGUGUAAAGCUAUGCUAAUAGUGUCGUCUUGUUGUUGCCUUGCCCAGGUUGACCAUGUAGAUGGUAAGCAUUGGAAGUUGUCUAUUAUCGGAUCCAUCCAGCUGGCCCUGACCUUUCCCCCUUAUCCAUGCGCACAUGUAUGCACUUCCACCUGGGGGUAUUGACAAAUUAUUAGGAAUCUUUGCUAGGUAGUGUUUAUUUCAGUCCAGGUCUGCUGUUGGUAGCUGUGUGUCACCUAUCACUGCAAACAACCAACACUGGAGAAAUGUUCAUGUCAAAUCUUCAACCUUUUUGGUCUCAGCAUUACUAUUAUUUAUCUUUAUAGCAGGGCAGAUCCAUUAAGAGUAUUUUUCCUCCUUCAAUUCACCAUCCUUGUUCCUGUUUGUCUGAAUGUAACAAAUCUACCUAAACUAGGGAAUCUUCUGGAUGUCUAGUGCCCUAUGGGAAUAGAAUUAGAGCAAGCCAUUGGAGGGUGUAGGGUGUAAGAAGAGUGAUGAAAUCUGUUGUAUCUUUCUUGAUUUUAGCGCAGGGAGGUUGAGAUUUUCAGGGCAUUAAGCUGUACGACAGUUUUGAGCUCAAGUAAACCUCACUGUUGUGAGAAAUCAGACUGAGGAUCUAGUUAUAAACAUUCUUUCAUGGCAUUUUGGCUUUCUUUUAUAACUUAGUAAAUAGGUCCUCAUCUGAGCGAAUUCAUACUUGGCUGCGUUUGUUCUGAAUGUCAGUGGAACAGUUGCAAGCAAAGGCAUGCUAGCAGGGAAUCAAAAUUUGAGGAUAAUUGAGCCAGGGCCCAAGAGCAUCUUCAAACUCUGAAUUCUGAAGUUAUUAAACUGCUUGUUUUCUGCCACCUUGAGUCACUGAUAGAUGUGGAGUUCAUGGUGUUCGGAGAAUGACUUUCAGGAGUAGAUCUCAGAGUGUCCACCUUAAUCCCUCAAUUUAAAGAGGGUGUAUCUAUUCAGAAUUCCUAAAAGGGAAUUCAUUUGGGAUAUUCUAGAUGAGUGGACUGUCUACUGGUGCAACAGUUUAUUCAUAAAUUUGCUCUGCUUUGGAGCCAUUGCGCCAUUUCAUCUAAUAAUAAACUGAUUCCUUGAUUUUGCAAUUUACUAUAAGUGUGCAGGUAGCUUUCUUGAAUCAGAGAAUGUGUGACUACUCUGCUUUUAGUAUGCAGACACAUUUCUGGGUGAUGCUGGAAGGUUUUCAAAAAGAAGAAAUUAAUCAAAGAUUCCCAAAAACAUAAUUUUGCACAGGGUUUCCCACAACUGAUCCAAACUACAGGUUUGAAAUGUCAUGAAGAUAUUUUGCAAACUCCGUAAAGACUUAGAAAAUCACAUGGAACUCAAUUCAAUUCAGAAAACAUUAAAGACUGAUGUAGGACUGAAAACUGUCCUGUAGGAGUGGUUUUCUAGGAAGCAGAUUAGAUAAAUGAUAUGAGCCCUACAGACUUCCUUAAAGGUAGAGAAAUCCUAGUGUCAUCUGUUGGAAGGACCACUAGUUCAACCGUGGUGUAUGUGGGUGGUGACGUGUACUUUUAUCUUGCUUGAACUAAGAACAGGUGUUUAAAAUGAGACAUUGGUCAUUUUUCCCUCAAUGAUUCUCUAAGCCCUGAAUCCUUAAAAUGGGAUUCAUUGCAACUGCUGUAACUUCCAAUCAUGCAGGGUUUCAAGUAUUUUUUGAUUUAGUGUUUAACUACUUAACUCCACUUACUGGUAAUGAACACUGUCAAACAGAAGUAGUAAUUGACUUUUUUUUAAAUAAAAGAUGUUGAAAGCAUUAAGUUAAGGGAAACUGAGAUUGGAUUUUUAUCUUUUAAUGAGCGGUAAGGAUAUAGCAAGUUUUGCAGAAAAUCUGUAGGAUUUUCCCGAUUAGUUUCCUCAAGUAGGAGGAUAAAGCAAAUGGAUGAUUUGAAAUGUCAGCUUUGCCACUAAUGAUUGGAUUUCCAUACUGCUCAGAAUUGAGAUCUGAGCACUGAAGUUCAAUACCUGACAGUACAUAAGUGUGAUGGACAAUGGACAAGCAAUAGAUUUGAAGAAGCUAAUGCUUUACACCUGAAUGUCCCCAUGUUCUUUAGAUGCAAAAUAAUAGUUUUUUAAAAACUAUUCCUUGAAUUGUGAAAAAUAUUGCAAUUGUUCUGUAACUCUUCAGUUAUCUGUGAGGGAGCUGUUGCUAGAAGUAUGAAUUCCAGUUGAGCAUGUGAGUGGGGAGUAUGUAGUACCGCCACCCAAUAGUAACCUCUGCCUUUCAAGCAUUUGCAGUGCUUAUAUCCUCAUGGUACUGUCCCACACUAUCUAAAUACUUAGUGUUAAAUUUAGGAAAUGUCCACAAGCCAAUUGUGACCUGUUGUUGGGAAAUUAGUGCCUCUGUGAAUCAGAAGCUAUCUGUGAGGAUACUAAAAAUAAUUGCAGUACAAAUGUCCUUUAUGAAUAGAUCCAACUGCACUUCAUCUCCUUGUUUCAAGAGUUCAGCAAAGGAAGUACAUAUUUGAUAUGUGGAAAUUAUUAUUUCAAUCUUUGGAUUGUGUUUCAGUUUGUAAAACUUCACAGUUACUGUUUACAUAUUUAAAUACAAACUAUAGCAUGUUGAUUUUGUACUUGUGGUUUCAGUCCUGUGCAGUCACGCUCUGUCUCUCCCCGUCCCUCACUGCCCCCCUUCCCCCAGUGACCUUGUAAAACGACGCAAGUUUGUUCAACAGGUCAUGGGAUAAGUGUAACUUUAUAUUGAGGUUAGGUGUAUCGUGACAUGUGUCAGUUAGAAAAACUGUUAGUUCAUAUGUUGUUUUCAAACUAAUGAACUGUAUAUUUGAAAGUGAGGGGAGCACCUGUUGAAUUUGGAUUACACCACUAUACCUCAUUUGUACAUGCAUAUAUGUUGCAAUGGACUACUCCAUUACAUUGCUGAGGUACUGUGCAAUAUCAUAACAUUGAAAAAUGAUUCGUGUUCUCUAACAUCUAAUGACACCUUUGAGUGAAAAAAUGUACAGAAGUAUUUUCAUGUUUCUUGUGAGAAGUACAGGAUCUAUUUUUACCAAUCACUCAAAAAAAUGCCUAUUUAUAAGCCCAAACUCUCCAGAACCAAAUGUAGAAAUAAUCUAGGAGGAAAGAAACUUCAUCUAAGGGGACUCAGAAAUCCAAACCCUUAAAGGUAUGAUUAAGGUGAAUGACAUUUAAUUCUAUAUUCUUUAUACAAAACAAUAUAGCGGUAACUCAUUUGUAUUGUUCAGUUAUGAUGGCAGUCAAAAUCCUUGUCUUUGUUUUCCAUUACUAGUCAGAUAAUUUUUUUUUGCUGAGAUGCGGAAGUAGCGAAAGGCAUCUUGCAAAUAGGAACACUGUGGUUCUUUUAAUAUUGUCCUCCACCUAAUGGUGAUUUAUUAAACAAACCACACAUCCCCAAUAUCUUUGGCAGGCUGAAGAGCUGCCAAUAAAACACGAGUGCAAUUACUCUUCCAGCUAUGUGUGCAGCAGCUUUAUUUGGUGCUACACACCAUGAAUUUUAGGUUUCAGGUUCCAGGUUCCACUUAUUGGAUUGUUCAGAACAAUUUGGGUAUUUUGUUUUUUUAUUAUUCAAAUAAAUGUUCACUUGGUUCCAAACUCCAACAGUACUGAAUAUUUUCAGAAUGCAGUGCCGAGGAUGAUCUGUAAAGUUGCUAACUUAUUAAAACAAACUGCAAAUAUAGGUUCCAGCAUGUAGCAGAUUUUGCCAUGUUACUGCACACAUUUAGGACGUUUCGAAUUGAACAAUACAUUAUGGUCCAACUGUGGUCUGGUUAAUUCUGGGUGAACAUAUGAGCCAUGGGAUGUGCCUCAAUGAUCAAAAUCUGCAUGUUCCUUUUAAACAUACUUUGCUGGAGGGGUUCAUGCUUGAAAAUUAUUUGUAAAUAGUGAAACUCUAUCCCCAACCCCCAUCCCAUUUAAAAUUGAAAGUUGUGCAUACUUAUUGUCAAUAGUAGCCUGUUCGACAUUAUUUUGGAUCUACAAAAUCAUUGAUGAAAAUACAAAAUUAUUUUGUUCAAUGUAUUGCUUUAUCUUGCACAUUUGAGAAGUAUAACUUAAUGUUUGAUGGUACUGGAUGUAUAUAAGUGUUUAAUUCUGUCUGUAAAUGGGAAAUGAUGUAACAAAGUCAUAGAUACAGGUUUCCUUUUGUAAUUUAAUAAAUAUAUUAUGAAAUUGAUUGCAAAUCACAGUUAAUGAAAAACGAAAUCAGGUCACUGUCCAUGAAAUAUGUACAUUUUGAUAUGUAAUAUUUUUACUUUAAUUUCCAUGCAUAGUGUAAUUUGAAAAAUUGUUUAAUUUAAAUGCACUAUG